Molecule: messenger RNA, 1767 nt
Organism: Glycine soja
Lineage: Eukaryota; Viridiplantae; Streptophyta; Magnoliopsida; Fabales; Fabaceae
Exons: 3
Coding region: 233-1513 (426 amino acids)
Source: RefSeq, a predicted model, not a curated record
UUUAGAUCCUCAACAUGGAUUGUCGUGUCCAUAACGGAGCAGAGAAAAAGCCUAAAGGGUGUUUGAGAAAACCGACAGAAUUGAGCAGAAUGAUAGCGAAAACCAAAAAACAAGUGUCAUCACCUUCUUCUUCUUCUUUCCCUGAUUCUGUUGGUUCCAUCUCUUCAUUCAUACCUUGAUCCGUGAUCUCCCAAUUUCUCACUUGAAAGUAUGAAGAAAGAAUAGAUAAGUAAUGGCAGGAGCAGAAGCAAGGGCUCUGUGGCAGAGAACUGCUAAUCGUUGCUUUGUCCAAGAAGAUGCAAAAAGAGCUCCCAAGUUGGCUUGUUGCCAAUCUUCAUGUGCAACAUCAAAAUCAGUUGAUACUGGACCUGCCAGUACAGCAGAUGAAUCUGAUCAUAAUACAGUUAAUGUUACCCAUUUUAACAGGAAAUCGUCAAUUUCUAAUCUAUCAUCAGACUGUAGGUGGUGGUUGCAUUCACAACCUAAUUAUGGGUAUCAAAAGGGUUUAACAUAUGAACAGUUAAAUGCAUUAGAGGAUGAGGUAGAAACUUUGUUAGCUAGUGAUUUAAGUAAGAAUUCUGAAGAAUUUCAUGAAUUAAUGGAUGUGAUGGAAAAACAUGAGACAAUGGAAAUUGAUUGUGUUGGCUGCUCUGGAUCCUCCAAGAAAGCAGAUGAUUUUUCCUUGGAAUCAGAUUAUUCUUGGAUUGAAAGUGAUAAGGCUGAGCCAUGGUGGCGGACUACAGAUAGAGAUGAAUUAGCUUCAUUUGUUUCACAGAAAUCUCUCAAUCAUAUUGAAAAUUGUGAUCUUCCCCCACCACAGAAGAAGCAUCUUAGAGGGCACCCAUGUGCUCAUGUUAAUAAUGACAAAAUAAAGACAGCAUCUUAUGACUGGGAAGCCAAAUCCAGAAGCUUUUCCAAUUUGACAGGUCAUACACCAGGAAGUUUAGAUUCAAGAUUGAUGCAUAAGAAUCAUGGUCAUUCUACCAAUGAAGGACUUCUAUAUUUUGCUUCUGACAAAUGUUCAAGUCAUACCCCCAAGCAUGAGGAUGUCAAAAAGAGUCAACAAAAUUUUGAUGGAGACCCCAGUAAAGCUCAACUAAUGGAAGCAUUGUGUCACUCUCAAACACGUGCAAGGGAAGCAGAGGAAGCAGCAAAAAAAGCCUACGCAGAGAAAGAGGAUAUUGUUACUCUCAUUUUCAAACAGGCUUCACAACUUUUUGCCUAUAAGCAAUGGUUACAAUUUCUGCAGCUGGAAACUCUUUGCAUUCAGAUUAAGAGCAAGGAUCAGCCAAUCUCUACUCUCUUUCCAGUGGCUCUUCCAUGGAUGUCAUAUGAAGGUAGAAGCUCACGGAAGAGGAAGCAGAAAAUAUCCAAUUCCAAACAAGGAGAAAGGAAAGCCAAUUCAAAAUGUGAUAUUACAACAUAUGCUGUUGCCUUUGCUUUAGGAUUGAGUCUAGUUGGUGCUGGCUUGCUUUUGGGAUGGACAGUGGGUUGGAUGUUGCCCCGUUCAUAGUUCUGUAAGAUUUGGAUCAUAGUCCUGCAUGUCAUAAAGAUUGAUAAACAAAGGAAAUGGAUUCAAAAGGGAAAGUGGCCCCAAUUGUUUUAUCGGGUAUCUAUGUAAUUUUGUAGCUUUGUUAGUGCUUCUUAUACUCUAAAUACUAAGUUGUGCUUUUGUAUUGAAUCUGUUUUGUUAAUGUGAUGAUGUACAUAAAUCUUUGUGUAGAUGAUUCGAAACAACUAUUUUUCUUUAAAUACCUCCUUGAAGUA